Messenger RNA from Cylindrotheca closterium, 606 nucleotides. Lineage: Eukaryota; Bacillariophyta; Bacillariophyceae; Bacillariales; Bacillariaceae. The record is from the annotation of a GenBank genome assembly.
AUGCUGGUAUUAGCCACUACCGGUUUUAGCGUUUCUCCAAAGCGGCAGCUUCAAACAAGUCUACGUUCUGCACAAUCUCCCGUCACCACAUUAUGGCAAAAGGUUGUUGCAAAUUAUGACGACGAAAUGUUCAAGUUGUUGGACGAUGAAAUGGAUAUGGGAGGCAGUAACAAGAAGCUAGGAAUCAACUUUGGUUCUCAGCUGAUUCCAAUGAGCGAACAAGAACGACUUGAACUGCGAGAAGAUGUCAGACAUAUCAUUGACGAACAAGUCACCAAAGGCUUGGCAGAUUUGGGAAAACUCCGAGAAAGAUGGAUACGAAACAAUCAAGAACGAAAUGAUUCUUUGGAACAAGUCAUGAACAUGAAUGGAGUUCGAGAAACUGAAAAACUAAACGUGAAGCUCGACACCAUGGUUGGCAAGUUCCUCAGUGAGACAUCGGAAUCUCGCGAAAGAACCCACCACAUGGCCUGGGUGGCAGAAGAAAUGGCCAAAGAAUUAGAACGAGAGAAAAAGAGAAAGGAAAAGGCCAAACAUACAACAUACACAUGGGAUGAUACCAAUAACGAAUGGGAUGAUUGGGACGAUUGGAAAACUUGUGGUUAG